Molecule: messenger RNA, 830 nt
Organism: Cornus florida
Lineage: Eukaryota; Viridiplantae; Streptophyta; Magnoliopsida; Cornales; Cornaceae
Exons: 5
Coding region: 93-632 (179 amino acids)
Source: RefSeq, a predicted model, not a curated record
AAACAGCAAAACCCUAAUCCUAAAACCUAGGAAUUCUCUUCUCUCCUCUUCUCAUUCUUUCUUGAGAGUGUGAAGUUUGAGUUUUGUUAUCGAUGUCGGAAAGAAUAGAAGAUUACGAUUCUGACGCUCCCGAGGAAUUCACAGCCGAACAGGGAAUACAACAAGACGAAGAGAUACGAAAAGUUCAGAGAGAAAAUAAAGUUAGGGUUGUUCGUGAAGGAAAAGAACGUCGCAGACAAUGGGCUCAAAAGAUAACACCACGACCUUCACGAGGAAAUGAAAGCAUUAAAGCUGUGGUAGAAACUGGAACAAACCAGGAGUCUCUAGAUACCGGGGGAAUGCUACCAAAUGACAUUGUCGAACUGCUUGCAGCUCGUGAGAAACACGUUUUCUUAUCAGACUCUGAGGAAGAGGAUACAAAGAAAAAGCCUUCCUCAAAAAAGAAAAGGCCCAAAAACUCUGGGCCAGAACCUGUUAUCUUGAACGACAUUCCACCUGCUCAAUGCCUGCAUAACUCGUUAGAGUUUUUGAAGAAAAGGAAAAUGCGGGUUUCAAGAUCAUCUGCAGUUUUGAACAACUCCAACCAAGCACUACGCCUCAUUUCUACAUCUGGCUUGUUAGGCAACAAAUGAUGAUGGGGUAUGUUAUAUUAGAUUUGUUGAUCCGUGUUACAUUGAUGAUGGUGUCGUACUUUUAGCUCCACCGUGCACAUGAUUGUGCAUGAUGAACAUGACAUUGAUUUAAUUGUUUAAUGAAUAUAUUACUGUUUUGAGUUGAACAUGACAUUGAUUUAAUUGUUUAAUGAAUAUAUCACUGUUUUGAGUUGGAAA